CUGGUUUUCCCUUAUUUAUCCAUUUCUUCUUCUUUUUUGUUUACAACUUUCUUUUGUUUUUUUAAUUUAAUUGUAUUCAUCAUGGUUGGCGGUUCAUCCCAUCCCUCCAUCACUAUGGGCUUGAUUUGCACGGCUGGCGGUAUUGCCGGAUAUCGUCGCACUGCUUCGGUUCCUUCGCUUGUUGGAGGUGUUGGUAUUGGCGCUGUGUAUGGUACGGCUGCUUACCUUGUGUGGCAUAAUAAAGAUUACGGCCAUGAAACAGCACUGGCUGCCUCGCUCCUCUUGGCUGGAGGCAUGGUCCCUCGAGCCGUCAAGUCUGAAUUCAAAAAACCCGUUCCCGCCGUUCUAUCUGUUCUUUCCAUCGCCGCCGGUAGUUAUUAUGCUUACAAGAUUUAUCAAUAUCGCUAGCCUGCAAAGGUAUCCGUCACCAAUCUCUACCGUGGCUUUUCCUUUCGUUGUAAUUUAAUCUAGAUCGUCACAAGUACCUAUAAAACCUUAAUCGGUUUUGUUUACCUAAUUUAUAUAUAUAUAUAUAUAUAUGGCAAGUCGACAUGCUUGUGCGCGUCCUUAUCUGAUGUUUCUUGGCUGAUGAUGUCGACAAGUCUAUUGAAAUGCAAGCCAAAAUUUCGAAAAAUAAUAAUCGGC
Messenger RNA from Radiomyces spectabilis, 645 nucleotides. RefSeq names its product transmembrane proteins 14C-domain-containing protein. Bases 82 to 408 code for a protein of 108 amino acids. The record is from RefSeq and is a predicted model, not a curated record. The transcript has 2 exons. NCBI's taxonomy places the organism in Eukaryota, Fungi, Mucoromycota, Mucoromycetes, Mucorales, Radiomycetaceae. Gene Ontology annotation, cellular component: membrane.